Molecule: messenger RNA, 1381 nt
Organism: Penicilliopsis zonata CBS 506.65
Lineage: Eukaryota; Fungi; Ascomycota; Eurotiomycetes; Eurotiales; Aspergillaceae
Exons: 3
Coding region: 161-1381 (406 amino acids)
Source: RefSeq, a predicted model, not a curated record
CGGCAGGAUGCAUAUAUGCUACAUGAUAGGACUUGGGAGAUUCGGCAUCUUUCAGUGCCAGUGGCUGCAUCCAAGCGUGGGUGGACGGCAUCUUGUGGAAACCAUGCAGUCCAGAUCCUUAUCAUGACGGGAAUGCAGUGUAGUGUGUGGUGUACCGCUGAUGAUUGUAUACGAUCAGGUUCUUCUUCUCCUUCGUCUGCUUUGUCUUAAAUCGAGCUCUCUACGUCGGGAGAGAACAGCUGGACCAAUCUUUGAUUUCAUCCACCGUUCUGCGGACAUGGAAAAGACGGCUCUUUUUGACCGUGAAUGCAAAGGCCCGGUCGUCAUCGAUAUCAAGGACGAUCUUUCCCCGACCAAGAAAUUACCAGUCAGCUUUGUCCCUGAGAAGCAAAUCUCGGCCGGUGGGUUCAGAGGAAAUGACCUGUAUCUCUCUUCGGUGUUCCAGUCGUUUCGACCUUCUGCAAGGUUGGGGGAGAUGAAAACUGGCUUUACCCACACCAUGGCAUGGAUUCGACGUGAUGGUCAGAAGCGCUCUGAAACGUCUCACAUCAUAAGCUCUUUGGCUUUGUUUCUGUCGGCCGUGGAGGCUGUCCAGUCUCUGCCUAUCACAGAUGAUACCUUUACUGGUGAGGUUCAACUUACAUGUUUCCCGAACCGGGAACAUGCAAGCAACACAGAGGAAAUGCUCCACCCCUUAAAGAAGGCCCUCCGGGCCCUCUGCCAUGCUGAAGUCCAACUCUUCGUUGUCACGCUGAGCGGGCCGGUGGCCCAGAGUAUCUGCGGCAUCAUGACCAUUGAAAAUUUUUGGGAAUGGGCGAUGAUCACCCAAUUCGCCCUGGCGUUUGCCUUCAUUGUGCUCGCCAGACUAUUUCGCGAGAUCCCAAGCACACCGCCUCGCAGCCACCGGGAUAUCUGGGCGAAUACCCUGUUGCGGCAGGGUAUCCAGUAUGGGCAAAUCCAGUCGAGCACGCACGCUCCAGCAGACGAUUCUGCUCAUCGUGAAAGUUUCUCAAUCCAUUGUCUUACCGACCCUGCAAGCCGUCAGAGGUUUCACGUCGGUGUUGAUCAUGGGGACGAGGGCGUAAUCGUGCUGAGUUCCCCGUCAUUCCAAGAAUCAAAACAGACAGUGCCGGCGGACGUAACAAGAGCCACCGCCGGGUUCAAGGUCACCUAUAGGACUAGAAUGAAGUAUCGAAUGAGCCCCUCGUAUGAGAAGAUGAUAGUGGACCGAUUGGUCAAGGCCUGGAUGGGGCGAGCUGUUAGGGGUGUAUCACUGGCUCUUGUUGGGUUUGAGGAAGAUGGGCAUGAUACCAAUUUAUAUUUCCGAGAAACCGACCAUGUUGAGGGAACAGUUGAACAAAAUAAAGAGCUUAACAAAUGA